Messenger RNA from Condylura cristata (star-nosed mole), 1026 nucleotides. RefSeq names its product lysophospholipase-like 1 (gene LYPLAL1). Gene Ontology annotation, molecular function: palmitoyl-(protein) hydrolase activity; carboxylic ester hydrolase activity. Gene Ontology annotation, cellular component: cytoplasm. Lineage: Eukaryota; Metazoa; Chordata; Mammalia; Eulipotyphla; Talpidae. Gene Ontology annotation, biological process: protein depalmitoylation. The record is from RefSeq and is a predicted model, not a curated record. The coding region runs from base 22 to 732 and encodes 236 amino acids. The transcript is spliced from 5 exons.
GAGCGUGGCAGCGGAGCAGUCAUGGCGGUCGCCUCGGGUUCAGUGCAUCUGCAGCGCUGCUUGGUGUCGCCGGCUGGGAGGCACAGCGCCUCUCUGAUCUUCCUGCACGGCUCAGGUGAUUCUGGACAAGGAUUGAAAACAUGGAUCAAACAUGUUUUACAUCAAGAUUUAACUUUCCAACAUAUAAAAAUUAUUUAUCCAACAGCUCCUCCCAGGCCAUAUACUCCUAUGAAAGGAGGAGUCUCCAAUGUAUGGUUUGAUAGGUUUAAAAUAUCUAAUGAUGUUCCAGAACACCUAGAAUCAAUUGACUUAAUGUGUCAAAUACUUACAGAUUUGAUUGAUGAUGAAGUGAAAAAUGGCAUCAAGAAGAACAGGAUAUUAGUAGGAGGAUUUUCUAUGGGAGGGUGCAUGGCCAUGCAUUUAGCCUAUAGAGCUCAUCGAGAUGUGGCAGGAGUGUUUGCCCUUUCUAGUUUUCUGAAUAAAGCAUCUGCUGUUUACCAGGAACUUCAGAAAAGGGAUGGCGUGCUUCCGGAAUUAUUUCAGUGUCAUGGCACUGCUGAUGAAUUAGUUCUUCACGCAUGGGGGGAAGAGACAAAUUCAAUGUUAAAAUCUUUAGGAGUGAAUACAAAGUUUCACAGUUUCCCAGGUGUUUACCAUGAGCUUAGCAAAACUGAACUGGAAAAGCUAAAGUCGUGGAUUCUUACAAAACUACCAAGUGAACUUGAGAGCUAAAACUAAUGACUCAAAAUUGGUCAGUUAGCAAACACAUUAUGUCCUUUGUGAAAAUUAUUUUACUGCCAACUUACUGUUCAGUAAGUGAUAAUUAAAAUAUUAAUAUCAAAUAUUAAUAUCAACAGAUGCUGAUUCAUUUAUUCAUUGUGAAUAUGCUUAGCUCCAUAGAGAAUAAUAUGUAAAUGGCAAUAAUUUACUUGGAAAGACAUCUGUGUAUUAUUUUUCAGAUGCAUGUUUCUGAAAAUUUGGGGACCUUUUAAGUAAUUAUUUAAAUUUUAAAUAAAAUGUAAAAAA